AUGACACAAUCUUAUACAACCCAGACUAUACCGUUUAGCUUUUCACCCCGCAAUGAUCACCAGGGCCUGACUUCGGCACCGUCAUCCCCAUCAUCACCAUCAUCACCUUCUGAUCCAAUAAAGUCCCCUGAAAAUGAAACCAUAUCGCAAAAAGUAUCUCCGAUAAUCAAUUGUAUGCUAGCCGGUGGACUAGGAGGAGUUGUUGGUGACUCUUCAAUGCAUUCAUUAGACACGGUCAAGACUCGACAACAAGGAUUGCUGUUCAAUCCAAAGUAUAAGAAUAUGAUUCCAGCGUACCUCACCAUUUUUAAGGAAGAAGGAUUUUUCCGAGGUCUCUAUGGAGGUUAUACACCUGCUAUUCUUGGGUCUUUACCUUCUACAGCGGCAUUUUUUGGUACUUAUGAAUAUACUAAGAGAAGAUUUAUCAAUGAUUAUAAUAUGAAUGAAACUGUGUCGUACUUUAUUGCAGGGGUAUUAGGUGAUAUGGCAUCUAGUAUAUUCUAUGUUCCUUCUGAAGUUUUGAAAACAAGAUUACAAUUACAAGGUAAGUAUAAUAACCCUUACACUAAAGGAUGUGGUUAUAAUUAUAAAGGUUUAGGAAAUGCAAUCACCACUAUAUUCAAAACUGAAGGUACUUCUACAUUUGCUUUUGGGUAUAAAGAAACCCUCUUUAGAGAUUUACCGUUUAGUGCACUUCAAUUUGCAUUUUAUGAACGUUUCAGACAAUUGGCAAUCUAUUAUAAUCAAUCUAGUGACUUGGCUAUUCCUUUGGAAUUGUUUGUUGGGGCCGCUGCUGGUGGUGUUGCCGGGACUUUAACAACUCCUUUGGAUGUGAUCAAAACUCGUAUUCAAACUGCUACUGUAGACUCGUCUGCUGGUAAUAGUAGUAUACCACAAACUCAAAAUGUGAAAACAACCACUAAUUUCAUUACCAAAUUACUAAAUAAAUCCUCCACCAUUAAAGCCCUAGGUUCCAUUUACAAAAAUGAAGGUAUCUUAGGAAUGUUUUCCGGAGUCGGUCCUCGUUUCAUUUGGACUGGUAUACAGAGCUCCAUAAUGUUGUUAUUGUAUCAAGUUUCCUUGAAAAAAUUCGAUACCUACUUCCCUGAUGGUAUCGAUUCAUCAGCUUUUUGA
Messenger RNA from Hyphopichia burtonii NRRL Y-1933, 1134 nucleotides. RefSeq lists its product as uncharacterized. Gene Ontology annotation, biological process: magnesium ion export from mitochondrion. The coding region runs from base 1 to 1134 and encodes 377 amino acids. NCBI's taxonomy places the organism in Eukaryota, Fungi, Ascomycota, Pichiomycetes, Serinales, Debaryomycetaceae. The transcript has a single exon. The record is from RefSeq and is a predicted model, not a curated record. Gene Ontology annotation, molecular function: magnesium ion transmembrane transporter activity.